This is a messenger RNA of Labrus mixtus (cuckoo wrasse), 5828 nucleotides long. It is a transcript of the gene pard3ba, whose product is annotated as par-3 family cell polarity regulator beta a. The record is from RefSeq and is a predicted model, not a curated record. Lineage: Eukaryota; Metazoa; Chordata; Actinopteri; Labriformes; Labridae. The coding region runs from base 334 to 4122 and encodes 1262 amino acids. Gene Ontology annotation, biological process: establishment of cell polarity; establishment or maintenance of epithelial cell apical/basal polarity; establishment of centrosome localization. Gene Ontology annotation, molecular function: protein binding; phosphatidylinositol binding. Gene Ontology annotation, cellular component: cell cortex; adherens junction; apical plasma membrane. The transcript is spliced from 24 exons.
UUUCUUCUUCCGGGUUCCUGCUGCCAGUUUGUUUUGUUUUGGGAGUAUCAGCGCGGGCUCAAUAUGACCUGAAAACCUCACUCGGCGGAUUAAGUCGCUACUUUUCUUGACUUUAAUUGAAGAAUAUGACGUCUUUUGAGGUUUUACACGACGCUUUGGCUCGGUGAAAAGCGGACAAGUGUCUUCUCCGUGAUUUCAUCCUGACCUGAGACACCUGUUGCUCCGGUUUCGACGUACAGGUGCCACUCAGGGAUCCGCUCCGGGGAGAGGAGAAACCCUCGAAACUUGGAUUAAUUUCACUUGUAUUUUUCUUUAUUAUCAUUUACAGGCAGUAUGAAAGUUACUGUAACCUUCGGGGACACUUCAGUGGUUGUUCCCUGCAAACCUGGAUGGACUGUCCGGGAUUUAAUCGAGCAAGCCGCGCGUAGAUACCGCAGGAUUGAACAGCAUGGGGAGACUGAAGUGAAGACCCAUCACUUGGAGUACAUCGACGGGGGGAUCCUGGACAUGGACGACCUGCUGAGCGACCUCGUGGAAGACAGAGACAAGCUGGUUGCUGUGUUCGAUGAAGUCCACCGCUGGAGGACAGACAGCCCCAGAGAGAGCAUGUCCAACGGCUACGCCAGCUCCACCGCCAGCCCCGAACCGCUCGCCUACUACCCCCACCUGCAGUACGAGGAGCCGGCCAGAGGGGAGAUCGAAGUGAACGAGGCCAGCCUCAAAGCCAACACACCUCUUUUGGUGAGGAGCAGCAGUGACUCUGCCUUGGCCCCGCCCCUUGAGGUCAGAGCCACGCCCACCGUCUCAACUCCUGAUGACUACAGGAAUGAGUCUCCUGAACCAGAAAUCAACCAUGUUCUGAAAGGAGCGUUGGAGCGGCUGCGCGUAGAAGACCCCCCUGCUCAUUACGACCCCCCUUCCAAGAUGAGCCAAGUGAACUUCAGCUCCAUGACGAGGUCGGUGGAGUUUCCAGCUGACUGGGGCCCUCUGGGUAUCCAUGUCGUCCCCUACUGCUCCUCUCUGAGUGGACGAACCCUGGGCCUCCACAUUAAAGGCAUCGAGGAAAACAGCCGCGCCAAGAAAGAGGAUCUCUUCAAGGCGGACGAGUGCAUCGUUCAGAUCAACGACACGCCGCUCCAGGACAAAACCUUUGCACAGUCUCAGGAAGUUUUCCGCCAGGCAAUGAACACGUCCUCUGUGCGUCUAGAAGUCGUCCCGGUGGGCAACAAGCAUCGCUAUGAGAAGAGCCUCAUCGGACAGCUCUUCGACGGCAAAGAGGCCGCUGCUAAAGCCAAGAGUCCCAUGGUGGCCCGGGCGAAAACGGAACCCCAGCCAGAACCCAAACAAGAACCCAAACCGAUCAGCAGACUGGAAGCGAGGCAGCCGGAUACGCGCGCGAAGACCCCGGAGCCAUCUGCUGCGAUAAAUACACCACCUCCAUUGCCUCUGUCCGGGCCCGUGGAGAGGGUCUCUCCUGCACUUCCAGCCAGAGCAGCGAGCGCAUCACCGUCUCCCAACACCCGCAGCCAGAGCCCCCUGACCAGUAAGAGCCCCGUUCUGUCCAACCUGGCCAACAAGAAGGGAGGCAAGAGGAUCAAAAUCGACCUGAAGAAAGGUGCAGAGGGUCUGGGCUUUACCGUGGUAACCCGAGACUCCUCGGUCCACGGGCCAGGGCCGAUCCUCGUGAAGAACAUCCUGUCCCGCGGUGCCGCUGUCAAAGAUGGCCGCCUGCAGCCGGGAGACCGCAUCCUGGAGGUGAACGGAGUCGAAAUGACGGGCCGCAGCCAGGAGGAGCUGGUCGCCAUGCUGCGCAGCACCAAGCAGGGGGAGAGCGUGUGUGUGGUGGUGGCGCGGCAGGAGGACAUCUUCCUGCCUCGGGAACUGAAAGACGAGGAGGCGGGCAGUCUGGUGUACGAGGACGGCAAGGAGCAGCUCAUGUACGAGGUGCCGCUGAAUGAAACGGGCUCGGCCGGCCUCGGGGUCAGCCUGAAGGGAAACAAGUCCAGAGAGACCGGGGAGGACCUGGGCAUCUUCAUCAAGUCCAUCAUCCACGGGGGGGCCGCCUACAAGGAUGGCCGCUUGGCCGUGAACGACCAGCUGAUCGCAGUGAACGGCGAGUCGCUGCUCGGACGCUCCAACCACGCCGCCAUGGAGACGCUGAGACGUUCCAUGUCGUCGGAGGGGAACAACAGAGGAACCAUCCAGCUGGUCGUGCUCCGAGCGCCCAGACAGAUUGGUAGUUCCAACCCUGCACCAAACUCGGCCACAAACGGACCCGCCUCCCACCGACCAUACACCCCAACAUCCUCUAACGAUCAGGAGCCUUGGGGCUACAACGCCUACCAGGGACCCCCAGGACCCUCCAGACCCCCGACAGCAGCAGAGCUCGCCGCGAACGGCCCGAGUCCCACUCCGCCGCCGAGCAUCAACUACGCGUACGGAGACGCAGGAAGUGCUGGGUAUCCCGCUGCGACCACCAACGGCGGCUACAGUCACUACGGCAACGAUGAUGAGGAGCUGGAGCAGAGCUUCCCUCCGCCUCCCUCCCCAGGCACCGUGGAGGAAAUGAAUAGAGACUUUCCAAGAACUCCCCCACAGCACAGCGAGUUCCAGAAGCCGCAGCACACGAGCACGGCUUUCUAUUCAGAGAGGGACAAUGUGCCGCGCAACAGGGCGUCCAAGAGCAUGGACCUGGUGGCCGAUGAGAGCAACAUGGGAUCACUGGAUGGGCCGAGGAACGAGUCUUCAGCCGGUGGAGCGCUGGGUCCGACCCUUGGCCUCAUGAAGUCCAGCUCCCUGGAGAGCCUGCAGACGGCCGUGUCGGAGGCCGAGCAGAGCCGCAUCAAAGCCCACGUGCCCUUCCACCGGCCUCGGCCGCACGUGGUCCGGGGACGCGGCUGCAACCAGAGUUUCCGCAUCGCCAUCGACAAGUCUUACGACGGACCUUCAGAAGACGACGACGACUUCUCAGAGCAGAGCUCCGGUCAGGAAACACCAGCCAGCAGCUCCUCUCGCUACGGCCUGGACGCAGAGGACGGAGACAAGAAGAAGAAGAAAACCAAAGGGAAGAAGAAAGAGAAGAAGCCGAAAGGGAAGAAGAAUGAUUCUGCAGAGGAUUUCGAGAAGAAGACCAAAAAGAAAGGGUUUAACCUCCUAAGGUUUGGAAAGAAGAAAGACGACAAGAGCAAAGACGCCAAAGCCGCUAAAGGUAAACUGGAGGCCCUGAGUGAGGAGGAGCCGGACAGGAUCCCUGACAGCAGGGGCAGCUACGAUCCGCGGUACGCCGAGAUCCUCUCCAACCACCUCGCCCCCGACGCCGCCGCCGCCGCCUCCUUCCCCGACGUGGAAGACGACGAGAGCGACCCCAACUACGCCCGCAUCAGCAACUUCCGCCGGCCGCCGUCGCCGCAGCCGUUUAUCAGCCGCACGCCCUCUCCCGCGGCGCUGGCGGGAGGCUCCAACCAGCUCCGGGCGUCGUCGGAGGAUCUGGACGGGCUCUACGCCAAGGUCAACAAGACCAGACAGAGCCAGCUGCAAACACAGGCGGACAGCGACCCGCGUCUCCAGGGGCCGAGGAGAGAGCACCAGCAGGCCCGAGCUGCUCCAGGCUACGAGGAGCUGGAAGCAGCACGACGCCGGGUCCUGGAGAACGACCCGCACCGGAUGGCGCCCAGAGGAGCCGAAUCUCGUCCUGCGAGAGUCUUUGAAGACGUGGACCGACAGUACGCCACACAGCCCAGGAGGGAUCCGUAUGAUUACCCUACCCACUCCAGACCUGUACCGAGAGAGCCGGCCCCCCAGUACCAGGACCCCAAUGUUUCAAGCCGUGUACCGCCCCACCAGGUCCAAAACAACCAGCGCUACUACCCGUCAUCUCCCCUCCCCGGGCAGCAGCACCGCGCCGCAGUGAGGCAGGACGUCCCUCCUUCGCCCAGCGACGGCCGCAGGGGCCGCCAGUACUACGAGGCCGUCGGAGGGCGAGGAGACGGAUACCGACAGGCCAGCCCCGGACGCUACAUCAGCCCCGAGAGGAACCGCGACACCAGCCCGGAGCGCUACGGCUACGGAGACGAGCGACAGCCCGAUCCUCGGAGGAAGAACCCCAUGAUAGGUGCAGUUUGAGGUAGAGCAGCCAGUCACACAAAAGAAAAGAGAAACUCAUAAUAACAUUAUGGAGACAUGAACGACCUUUAUGUGAAUUCACCUGAUCAGGAGCCGUUAGAGCGAGUAGGAUGCUACAUGAGGCUUCUUAUUUACAGAGCUAAGGCUACACUGAACAAGCUGAAGGACUUUUUGUACAUAGACAAGUGAGCUAAUGUUCAUAACUACAGGCAGGAUUUUAUCAUGUAGAGCUGAUAUUAAAUGAAAGGCAGUUCCUGCGUCUCCAUAGCAACGUCAUUUAAACUUGUAUAGAUGAACUCUAUUCCAGCACACAGGGCGGCCAUGCUUCUUUUUGCACAAGCUGGUCAAACUACAGGAAGUUUAGAGGGGAUCGCCUCGAGAGGAGUCACAGGUUAGCUGGAGUGGACAAACAGGAAAAGGAAGUAACACUCCUGUGAAGUAUCUGACUUCCUGUAUGUCCUGCAAUCACACUUUGGUCUCUGGUUUUAUUUUUUUUGUCUUUUUGAUUAUUUGGACGUGGAUGAACAAUUUACUGUAUAUGUGUGAAACUUAUAAAUUAAAAAAAAUGUACGACAAAGCAUUAGAGCCACAUUAAAGACAUGAAAACAGAGAUUUUCAAAAUAAAGUCAGGAGUUUAUGAUAAAGUUGGAAAUUACUGGAGAAGAAGUUGUAAAAUUAAGAGAAUAAAGUUUUAUGUUUAUGAGAAAAGAAGACAAAAAUAAAGCGGUCAUAUUAACGUUAUCUUACAUUUUAUUUUGAAAGGGGAUAUCAAAGAGCAGUCGGCUUAUAUUCACUCAUUUUAACUUUAAGCUUAACUUCACAUGAUGCCCCGUGUUCCUCGGUUCAGCACAGACGAUAGACGGCUCGAGAUAUUCUCCUUCAGAAUCACUUUGAGGACUUUAUUCUCUUAACUUGAAGGAUGUCAUCUCCAAGUCUUAUAACUUUCUCCUCAUAAUUUGAGAAUUUUAACCUCGUGAUCAUGUGACUUUAUUAUCAUAGUAUUUGGAAUAUAUAUCCUCGUAAUGUCACGACUUUUUGUCUUGUAUUUGGAGGACUUUAUCCCCUCAAUCUGCAGACUUUAUUCUCAUCAUUUUAUGAAUUAAUCUCCAAAUCUGACAAUUUUCUCCUCACGUUAUUCACAUAAUUUAACAUUUUUUACCUUGUAAUCUCCUGACUUUAUUCUCUUUAUAUUACGGCUUUAUUCUCAUAGCAUCAGGACUAUUUUCUCUUAAAUUAACAACUUUAAUCUUGUUGUUUUAUAAUUUAUUUCUCCAACGCAACGACUUCAUUCUUGUUAGUUUAAGAACUUUAUUCUCUUAAAUUGAGGUCUUUAUACUCGUGAUACCUCCACUUCUUUACUGUUUACUUCACAACUUCAUUCAUGUAAUUCUAUAAUUUAUUAUUCAAAUGAAACCAACUUUAUUCCCUGAUUAUUACGUCGUGAUUCUGGAAAUCCUGUCCCUGUUUUUGUCUCUAAAAUGUCUCUGAUGGUGUGUUGUAAAGAAACCCCUUUGUGAUGUUUUUGAACAUGAAACAUGAAAUGACGCAGCACAUCGAAUAAAAAGCAGUUUCACAUUUUAACCUUUGACAUGUCGUUACCAGAUUCGCUGCACUGAAAACGAACUGAGCGGUGCUUUGAUUUCAACAUGCUGUCACAUAAAACUCUUUUAUACACAUAUUUUGCAUUAAAUAUCUUGAAAGCCUGA